AUGGAGGUCGACACCCCCUCCGCCUCAGCCGCCGUCGACUCGUCCGCCUCCCCUCAUCAGAAGAAGUCGAAGAAGGAGAAGAAGGAGAAGGCUGCAGCGGGAGAGGACGGGGAGAAGGACGCGCCUGUGGGAGAGUUGGCGGAGAUUGCGAAGCCUUUGGCGGUCAAGAAGACGGGGAAGCACGUCCUCAAGCUUGUCAAGAAGGCCUCCAAGUCCCGACACCUCAAGCGUGGCGUGAAAGAAGUCGUCAAGUCCAUCCGCAAGGGCGAGAAGGGCAUCGUCGUCCUUGCGGCGGACAUCUCGCCGCUUGAUAUCCUCACGCACAUCCCGCUUUUGGCCGAGGAGGCAAACUGCCCUUACAUCUGGGUAACCUCGAAAGAAUCACUCGGUCUCGCCUCGUCGACCAAGCGCCCAACCUCGUGCGUCAUGGUCGCCGAGAAGGCUGCCAAGCGCAAGGCUGGCAAGGAGGACAAUGGCGAGAAGGCGAAGGAGCUGGAGAGGGAGUUUGGGGAGGAGUUUGAGGGUGUUAAGAAGGAGGUUGAGGCGUUGGAGGUCGCCGUUCCGACAUACUAG
Messenger RNA from Rhodotorula toruloides NP11, 573 nucleotides. RefSeq names its product H/ACA ribonucleoprotein complex subunit 2. The transcript is spliced from 5 exons. The record is from RefSeq and is a predicted model, not a curated record. Gene Ontology annotation, cellular component: box H/ACA snoRNP complex; nucleolus. Gene Ontology annotation, biological process: rRNA pseudouridine synthesis; snRNA pseudouridine synthesis. The coding region runs from base 1 to 573 and encodes 190 amino acids. Lineage: Eukaryota; Fungi; Basidiomycota; Microbotryomycetes; Sporidiobolales; Sporidiobolaceae. Gene Ontology annotation, molecular function: box H/ACA snoRNA binding.